This is a messenger RNA of Toxorhynchites rutilus septentrionalis, 1998 nucleotides long. RefSeq lists its product as uncharacterized. Lineage: Eukaryota; Metazoa; Arthropoda; Insecta; Diptera; Culicidae. The transcript has a single exon. The record is from RefSeq and is a predicted model, not a curated record. Bases 1 to 1998 code for a protein of 665 amino acids.
AUGCGCACACAUUUUGAGCGACGGCUGGACAGAGAACCGAAUAUCAAGCAGCAGUAUUCCGCUUUCAUGCGAGAGUAUGAGGAGCUCGGCCAUAUGAAAGCUAUCGCGGCCGACGAAAACGAAGAUCCAAAUUCCGCUUACUACAUACCACAUCACUGUGUAGUGAAGCCCAGCAGUACGACGACCAAGUUAAGGGUCGUGUUUGAUGGAUCUACAGCGACGUCCACUGGAGUGGCGAUUAACGAUGCACUGAUGUCUGGACCGACCGUCCAGAAUGAUCUGACUUCCAUUCUUCUGAAUUUUCGGAGCUUUAAGCACGUGUUUGCGGUGGACAUCCCGAAAAUGUUCCGCCAAGUUCGAGUUCUGCCUCCGGAUACUGCGUACCAACGAAUAAUAUGGCGUUAUGAUCGAAGCAAACCACUAGCAGUGUACGAACUGCAGACGGUGACGUAUGGGUUGGCGCCAUCUCCAUUUCAAGCGACGAUGGCACUCCGUCAGGUAUCAGAGGAUUACAAGGAAGAGUUUCCUCGAGCAGCGAAGGUGAUCGAAAGGAGCACCUACAUGGACGACAUUGUUGCGGGUGCACAUAAUCUUCCGGAAGCAUGUGUACUCCAGCAGGAAAUUGAUGGUUUGUUGUCGAUAGCUUGCUUCGGUGCCCACAAGUGGUGCUCGAACAGUUCGAAAAUACUAGACCAGAUCGACGACGAACUACGUGGUACGGACUUCAAGGUUGGUGACGAAAACUCGAAGGUCAUCACCAAGACGCUGGGAAUCGUCUGGAACCCUCCCGACGAUUGGUUUUCGUUCUCCGUCACGCCAGGUGACCCCGAAGCUACAACGAAAAGAGAGAUAUUAAGUGAAGUAGCGAAGAUUUACGACUUGCUGGGCUUAGUUGGUCCAGUUGUUACUACGGCGAAGCUGAUUCUCCGGGAAGUGAGCCUUCUCUCGAUGGAAUGGGACGAACCGGUCCCACAGGACAUCGUACUCAAGUGGCGUAGAUUCCGUGAUGAGUUGACUUGCUUGAACCAACUUCGAGUACCACGAUGGAUUUCUUCGGCGAAUGCGAUGGUCGUGGAACUCCAUGGCUUUUCAGACGCCUCGGACGUAGCGUUUGGAGCGUGCCUCUAUUCUAGAGUCAUCCACAAGGAUGGCACCGUGACGAUGCAUCUGAUCUGCAGCAAAUCACGUAUCCUUCCGAAGAAAACUAAUAAGGGCAAGCCGAUCACGACUCCCCGUGCCGAACUGCUCGCUGCUCUGCUAUUGUCAAGACUGACAGAGAAAACGAUUGCUGCGAUUGACAUCGAAUUCGAGUCUGUGAAUCUUUGGACGGAUUCACAGAUUGUGCUCUGCUGGAUAGGUAAACCAGCUAGUAAUGCUGAGAUUCAGCGCAUCACCAAUUCCUACAAGUGGAGAUACAUACCGACGCAGGAGAACCCAGCAGAUAUUAUUUCGCGCGGCAUACUUCCUCGAAAAAUCCUGCAGAAUCCGAUGUGGUGGGGUGGCCCACCCAUGCUGAAGAAGGCGAUGAUUGAAGACGUGCAACCUGAACCGAUUGAUGACGAAAACUUGCCAGAAAUGAGAGCUGUGAUCUCGCUAGUUGCGACUAUUCCAGUGAAGCAAUUGACAGUUUUAACAAACGAUUAUGACAAGACGAUAAAGGCAAUGGCUUACUUCGUUCGCUUUGCGAAGUUCAUCAUCAGCAAGAGACAGACAGUGUUGAAAGGUCCACUCACCAUCCCGGAAUUGAGAACUGCAUUGGUGGUAACAGUGUGGUGCGUACAGAAGGAAGCGUUUCAACCAGAAUUACGAGCGAUUGCGGAAGGCGGCCAAUCCAAGCACCGCCUGUGCGGUUUAAAACCAUUCAUCGAUCCACGGGAUGGACUUUUACGAGUGGGAGGCAGAAUCAAAAAUGCUCUCACUUCUUACGACAGCCGACAUCAGAUGUUGCUGCCAGCUGGACACCCGUUCACGGCAGCACUAGUCGGAAUUUGCACCUGA